Prunus armeniaca (apricot) is the source of this 357-nucleotide messenger RNA. NCBI's taxonomy places the organism in Eukaryota, Viridiplantae, Streptophyta, Magnoliopsida, Rosales, Rosaceae. The record is from the annotation of a GenBank genome assembly.
AUGUAUCACAUUGGAAAACUAACAAACCUUGAAAGGACUUAUAAGGAGUUGGGCUACUCCCCCAAUUUCCAAUUGAAACAUGGAUUUUUAUACUGGAAACUGCACAAACCUGCAUUUAUUAAUCAACUGGAGAGCUUGACCACAGAGCUUUUAGAUGAGUUCAAUGAAGUUGAAUUUGCAAGGUAUAUACUCGAGUGUGCUCAGAAAUUGACGAAAUUUGUCAUAAUUUGUUCACCUCAAAAUUUGGCAGAAGUUAAGAGGAAGUUAGAGAAAUUCAAGAUGAUUUCCAAGGCUGCAAUUUUCUUUAAGGAAGACCGGAAAAGUGAACAAAGACAACUCUUUGAUACCAUUCCAUAA